Messenger RNA from Dendrobium catenatum, 540 nucleotides. Its product is annotated as heavy metal-associated isoprenylated plant protein 39. Bases 139 to 423 code for a protein of 94 amino acids. The transcript has 3 exons. The record is from RefSeq and is a predicted model, not a curated record. Gene Ontology annotation, molecular function: metal ion binding. Lineage: Eukaryota; Viridiplantae; Streptophyta; Magnoliopsida; Asparagales; Orchidaceae.
UCCGCAGGAACAGCUAAGCAGAAAAUUAUAUAUCCAGAAAUACAUAUCUUUCAAACUUUAAGUAUUUCCAUCUCAUCAUCCGCAUAGAGAGAAAGCAGAGGAAACAGAGGAGGUCUCUCUCUAUUCUUCAUCAUAUAGAUGGCACAGCAGAAAAUUGUUCUGAAGAUUCUGGCUAUGAAUGAUGAGAAAACAAAGCAGAAAGCCAUAGAAGCUGUUGCUGAUAUCUAUGGGGUUGAUUCAAUAGCUGCUGAUCUUAAGGACCAGAAGAUGACUGUGAUAGGUGAGAUGGACACUGUAGCAAUUGCAAAGAAACUGAAGAAAAUAGGAAAGAUUGAUAUAAUAUCAGUUGGGCCAGCGAAGGAAGAGAAGAAGGGGGAGAAGAAAGAAGAGAAGAAAGACGAGAAGAAAGAUGUGAAGAAAUGAAGAACUUGUAAAAAUCUCUCAAAAUUUAAGACUUAUUGUAGGUAUCAGAAUAGUACUAUGUAAUUUUAUCAUGAGUUAUGCUGCCCUCUUCCCAUCAAUUGAUAAAUUUGUAUAAAA